AUGGCAGUACAUAGCAUCAUUUCAUCACUAAAAUUAAGAUUACCACAAGACAUACAAGGAAAAAUCCAGCAAUCAGCAUCCAGCAGCACAGGUACUCUAGACCUUGAUGACGAUGUUAAGAGAUGGGUAGUUAUAGGACUUUGUCUUCACAACGUCUUGACUCCAGCUUUGAGAAUAUAUGUUCGUACUUCAGUUAGGAACUGUUGGGCCCAUUGUAACUUUUUGCAGUGGACUCCCACAAAAUUUGUUGCAUCGUUCCAGCUUUUGGAAAGAUUUGUUAAAAAGAUGGGUGUCAAUGCCACGGAAGAAAACAGAAUUUUAGGUGAUAUACACAAUUGGAAAACAGACGAUGCACACCAGCUUGAAGUGGAUACGUGGCAAGAACAUGAUAAGAAGUUCGUUGAAACUGCAAUCAUUAAAGAUAUAAUUAAAUAUUUAGAACAGGAACCUUUUGCUAUUGUGAUCGGAGCAUCGGGCAUGGGAAAAUCAGCAAUCAUACACCAUAUUGCUUUACAAACUUGCCUUAUUGAAGGAUGGACUGUGAUACCAUGUCACAGUCCACAGGAAAUAAUAAGUCAUUACAAAGAAUUUGAGUUUCUUAUGUUCGUCAUUGAUGAUAUUUGCGGUAAAUAUGCAGUAAGCGAAGUUGAUAUUGAGAACUGGAUCAAUAAUAGGAAUAAAUUAAAUAUGAUGUUAGGAAAAAACAAGAUUAAAAUAAUAGCCUCAUGUCGCUUAGAAAUAUAUAAUGAAGAAAAGGUACAGCGAUCUUUAAAGCCAUUUCUUUCUAGUAGCUUUGAUCUUUCAACUGAAUACAAACUUUCGCUGAAAGAAAAAUUUGCCAUAGCUGGGAAAUAUUUGAAGACUGAAAACUGCGAGAAAUUAGAAGAAAUUCUUGGAAAUGACACGUUUUCCCCUCUACUGUGUUUUUUAUUCUCAAAGUACGAACAAUUUACCGUUCAUGAGUUCUUGAAUGAGCCAUUUAAUAUUUUUAGUUCAGAAUGGGAUGAGUUAAAAGUCGUCGAUCCUCAUAAGUACUGUCUUUUGUUCCUGUUUGUAAUUUUCAAUGGUACUAUCAAUGAAUCAUUAUUCAAUGAAACAAAUGAAGAUGAAAGGAAGAAACUUAAGAAUGUAUUUGAAAGUUUUAAAAUUGAACGCAGCACAGCUUUAUCUACCAUCAGGGAAAAAUUAGAUUUCUGUGUAGGUACUUACUUCAUCAAAAUAGGUGAAAUGUAUAAAGUUAUACAUGAUAAAAUGUUUGACUUACUUUGUUGCUAUUUCGGUAAAAAGAUGACUCAAACUUUCAUAAAGUAUGCAAAUAUUGAGGUAUUAUGUGAGCGAACUCAAUUACAAUCUUUUAACACCUUAUAUCCAUGUCGCAUCAGGAAUAUCGUUGUAGUUGAUAGUCAAUAUGAAAUAGAAUAUUUUCAAAGAUUUCAAAAAGAUAUACAGCAUGGACUUCAGAAGGCUUUAAAUAUUGUACAAAUGAAGUACAAAGUUUGUAGGGAACACUUUUUAAAUAUUUUAAAAUCUAUUUGUAAGGAAUCAUCAUUAAAACAAAUUAUAAAUAAAAGAGAUGAAAACAGUAACAAUGCCUUUAUCAUAGCAUGUGCAUACGGUUAUGAUGAAAUAGUACAGUUUUUUAUUUCCGAUGGAGCCGAAGUUAACGUAAAAAAUACACGUUUGUCUCCAAUGACAGCUGCAUGUGGCUCUGGAAAUUAUUCUACCGUUGUUUUGUUGAUAAAACAUGGCGCCCACUUAAACCAACCAGAUAAAUGCGGGGAAACACCCUUAUAUAAAGCUUGUUUUGGAGGAUUUCAAAAUGUUAUUGAAUUAUUAGUUGAAAAAAGAGCUGAUAUAAACAAAACUGUAAAAUCGGGAGCAUCACCUUUGUUUGCUGCGUGUAACGGUGGAGAUGAAAGUACAGUCAUAAUGCUGGUGUCGCAUGGCGCAAAUGUGAAUAAAAGCACUAAGUCUGGAAACAGUCCUUUGUUUACUGCGUGUUGUGGUGGAUAUGAAUCGAUAGUUAGAAUCCUCAUCAACAAGAGAGCAUCGGUUAAUAUAACAUUUGAGAAUGAAGGGUCGCCAUUAUUUGCGUCAUGUCUGAGAGGGUGUGUAAAUAUUGCUCGGCUACUCAUAGAAAAUGGUGCAAAGAUUAAUUAUGUAAAUACAUCUGGAGAAACACCUAUGAACGUUGCGUGUAGUGGUGGAUUUUUGCAUAUAGUGCAACUUCUAAUUAGCAAUGGCGCUUCAGUCAAUAAUGUAAACGAAAAAACCAGAUCGCCAUUAUACGUGUCCUGUCAAGGAGGAUACAAGAAUAUUGUACAAUUAUUGUUACAAAAUGGGGCCCGAGUUAAUAAUUCUGAAAAUGACUAUACACCUUUGCAUGCUGUUUGUAAUAUAGGAGAUUAUGAAAUAGCAAAGUUGUUGAUGGUAAAUAAAUCGAAGAUAAACAAUCCAAAGGGUGACGGUCAGACACCUCUUCAUGUUGCAGUUAAAAGUACAUGCAAUAGUGAGAAAUUAGUGAAUUUAUUAGUAUGUGAAGGUGCAGAAAUAAAUGCAACUUACGGUUGUGGAUUUACACCUUUAUACGAGGCAUCCAUCGCAGGAAACUUACAAGUUGUGUUAAUAUUAAUAGAAAACGGUGCAGUUUUAAACGUUACUACACAUUCGGGCGAAACUGCAUUGCUUGGUGCUUGUCGUAAGGGACAUCUUGAAAUAUCAAAAUUUCUAGUAGAAAGGGGGGCUGAUAUUAAUAAAAGUAACUGGAAUGGGGAUACUCCUUUGCAUAUUGCAUGCGCCUGUCGAUAUGAACAAAUAAUCCACAUCUUAGUAAAACAUGAAGUUGACAUCAAUCUUACCAAUAAUAAUAAAGAAUCGCCAUUUUACAUUGCAUGCGAAAAAGGAUUCUAUGCAAUUGCUAAAACACUACUGACCAAUAAAACUAAUGUUAAUGAAGUAACAAGUUAUGGAUGGAGUGCUUUAUAUGCGGCCGCCUCAUCAGGUCAUAAAGAAAUAGUUGAACUGUUGUUACAGAACGGAGCGAAUGUUAAUCAGUGCAAUACUUCCGGGUGUACUCCUUUGAUAGCUGCUUGUAGUGAAGGACAUAUGGACACCGUUAUUCUGUUACUUAACGAGGGAGCUGAUGUUAAUAUAGCUAACGCGAGUAGAGAGACUCCUAUGCAUCUUGCCUGUUUUGGUGGAUUCAGUCAUAUUUUUACACUUUUACUACAAAACGGAGUAAUUAUAAACACUUCUAAUGUAAAUGGAAAUUAUCAUCUGCAUAACGCAUGCAAAAAUGGACAAACCGAAAUAGUUAUGCUUAUUAUAGAAGAAAAUGUUGAUUUAAACUGCAUUAAUAGUAUGAGAAACACACCACUGCAUUUAGCAUGUUUUGGUGGACACUCGGAUAUUGUUGAAAAACUAAUAGAAAAACAUGCCGAUGUUAAUAAGGUCGAUGUAAAUGCUGAAACGGCUCUGUUUGUAGCAUCUGAAGGUGGGUACCAUACAAUUGUUCAAAAACUCAUCAAUGCUGGAUCUUUUGUUAACAUGCUAAAUUUUGAAGGGUUGACACCUCUUUGUGCAGCAUGUAAAAACGGGCAUUACGAAACAGUAAAACUUUUAUUAGAGAAUGGUGGCGAUAUAAAUCAAGCUAACUGUGAUGAACAAACACCUUUACAUAUAGCAACAAUAAACGAUCAUAGGAAAAUAUCUGAAUUACUUUGUGACAAGGGAGCGGACAUUUGUGAAUGGCCUGAACAAUAA
Mytilus trossulus (common blue mussel) is the source of this 3762-nucleotide messenger RNA. Its product is annotated as ankyrin repeat and KH domain-containing protein 1-like. Lineage: Eukaryota; Metazoa; Mollusca; Bivalvia; Mytilida; Mytilidae. The coding region runs from base 1 to 3762 and encodes 1253 amino acids. The record is from RefSeq and is a predicted model, not a curated record. The transcript has 4 exons. Gene Ontology annotation, molecular function: protein binding.